AUGCCGUCAAACCUCCUGACUCAAGACCGCUGUGUCAUCUCUUUCUGGAAGGCAGGCUGUGGCUCCACGGCCAGAUCAGCCGAAGAAAUGAGCAACGCCCAUCGGAAACAUUGGACGAUUCACCGCUCCUGCUAUUCAAACUUCACCAUGGGCAUCUACCAAACCCCAUUGCUGGAAAUGAUCUACAAGAGUCUAUGGCGGCUGAGGCCUCAACCCCGGCCCAGUGAUCCCUUCCACCACCGUAUCUGCUCCUCGCACAUCCUGGAUUCGUUGCAUACUGCGAGGCCAACAGAUAUUCAGCGAUACACUCACUUCAUCGGUGCUUCUUGUAGCCCAGCUCAGGCAUUCCAAGCAAAUGCCCAGAAGAAGCACUGCUGGGUGCCUGCAGCUAUGGCGGACGAGGCUCGAUUUGUACGAAUGGCGGAGGCCACUGUUCGAAACCAGAAUAUGCCACAGCUUUCUCGCCGUUCUCCCACUUAUUCUGUCUCGAUUGGCACCCUCACCCACGCACACUCAUACACAGAAAAGUGA
This is a messenger RNA of Colletotrichum godetiae, 531 nucleotides long. RefSeq lists its product as uncharacterized. The record is from RefSeq and is a predicted model, not a curated record. NCBI's taxonomy places the organism in Eukaryota, Fungi, Ascomycota, Sordariomycetes, Glomerellales, Glomerellaceae. The transcript has a single exon. Bases 1 to 531 code for a protein of 176 amino acids.